Pararge aegeria (speckled wood butterfly) is the source of this 823-nucleotide messenger RNA. Its product is annotated as glycine-rich cell wall structural protein-like. The record is from RefSeq and is a predicted model, not a curated record. The coding region runs from base 182 to 748 and encodes 188 amino acids. Lineage: Eukaryota; Metazoa; Arthropoda; Insecta; Lepidoptera; Nymphalidae. The transcript is spliced from 4 exons.
UCGCAUUCAUAACUGAGGUGACUUUACACAGUGCGUACCGUGUCAUUGGACUGUUAUAUUUUAUUCUGAUAUAAAUCAAUUUAAUUAAUAUUACGCUUUCAAAAUUAGAAUAGUUUAAGUGUUUACAAGAACUGUUAUUUUCUGCUAUUUUAAUAAUUAUUGUUUUUGUGUAUAAGGAAAAAUGUAUUUUCUGCACAUAAUAACACUGCUGUGCUUAAUCAACGUGGCAGUGUGUCUCGUGGACAAUGACCUCUACACCUCGAGCAGGCGCGGAGGUGGUUACGGGUUGUUGAAACCCGGUUACGAAGGCUCCGGAGGCUAUGGAGGGGGGUACGGCGGAGGGUACGGCAGUCCCGGCUACGGGGGCAACUAUCCUGGUCAAUCUCAGACUGGUUACGGAGGCGGAUAUAACGGAUAUCCGGGCGGAUAUGGCGGAUAUGGACAGAACAAUGCCGGAUACGGAGGUUAUCGCCCCGGCUACGACAACCGUCCUGGGUACAACUAUCCUGGAUCAGCCGGUUACCCGGGAUCUGUAGGUUACCCUGGAUCCACCGGUUACCCUGGAUCUACCAGUUACCCCGGAUCAAUUGGUUACCCUAGCUCAGCGGGAUACCCGGGCUACAGGCCCAGUUACCAAAGACCCGGCUACGACAGACCCUACGGCAACAAUUACGGUGGCUACAGCGGUUUUGGUGACAGCUUUAGAUCUCUAAAUGCAAGAGCGGGGGACUCCAAAAAACCUCUCUAAAAGUUUAUUUUAAGUUUGUAUAAGAUUUGUAAAAAAAAUAUGACUUCUCUGUUAAUUUUUGUAGAAUUAUAUUAA